This is a messenger RNA of Rotaria socialis, 321 nucleotides long. The record is from the annotation of a GenBank genome assembly. NCBI's taxonomy places the organism in Eukaryota, Metazoa, Rotifera, Eurotatoria, Philodinida, Philodinidae.
AUGUUUCGUGUGGUACCUUUUUUUUUCAGUGUGGUCGCUGCAGGACAAGGUGAAGGGAAUGCUCUGACACAAUUGUAUUAUUCUGAAGGAAUCUUCGUUGAUACGUUGGGUACACUCUAUGUAGCAGAGUCGUGGAAUGAUCGUGUAAUACGUUGGACUCAAGGAGACAAGAAACAAGGCGCUGUAAUUGUGGGUGGAAACGGUUCAGGAGCAGGAGCAAAUCAGUUCAGCAACCCCGUUGGUUUGUCUUUCGAUCGACAUGGUAAUAUUUAUGUCGUCGAUGCAGGUAAUCAUCGUGUUCAACGAUUUUCUAUCGAAUAA